Messenger RNA from Suillus fuscotomentosus, 1416 nucleotides. RefSeq lists its product as uncharacterized. The record is from RefSeq and is a predicted model, not a curated record. The transcript is spliced from 6 exons. Lineage: Eukaryota; Fungi; Basidiomycota; Agaricomycetes; Boletales; Suillaceae. The coding region runs from base 43 to 1416 and encodes 457 amino acids.
GUACACCCAGUAUAAUCACUGCAAACCUCAUUCAAUUAAAACAUGACCGAUGUUACAGACGACUGGAUUGUCGCUGACAACGAAGACGAAGAUGAUUUACGACCUCUACAAAUUGCUGAUCAAAGCAGCCCCUUGAGCGGAACUCCGUUUCUACAGGCCCGGAAAACAUACUACAGCCGUCAACAAUUCACACUGCUUCGUUCAUUACCAGUCAAGCACAGACUCCCCAGCGAGGACGCCAGCCUCUCGGCACAAGCUACCAAGACUCUGAACUACCAAAUUCUUCUCCGUUACUUCCUCGUGGCGCUGGAAUACCUAUAUCGAAGUCUAAACCGCGCCCACGUCCUGUGCCACGAAAACGAUGAACUUCGUUCCUCUGGCUCACUCAUCGGCUCUGCAUCUGCAAUCCAAUCCAGUGCCUUAGCUGCAGACAGCAUCCGCCCUCCAACCACACCAUCUGCAGUUUCAGAUCUCAUCGAUGAAGUCGAUCCUGUGUUUAGCAUUGCCGACCGAGCCAAGACGCGCACUCGAAAGACUCGGGUCAAGAAGCCGACUUACGUGCCUGUCAACCAUGAUGUGAUAGAGUUAACUUCCGACUCCGAUCUCGACGAACUAUCACUCAAGCCUCCACGGAAGCGGCAGAAAUCCCAAGACAAGCCCGUCAAGCCCAAGCCCAGACCCAGGCCUAAACCGAAGCCUCAAGCUAGGAUAUCGCCUUCACUCAAGGUUCCUGAAGAAAGCAUCGUCGAUACUCAGCCGCGUAACACUGUGGUUCUUCCUGCACCGCAAGAGCCAGUGCUUCCGUCUCAACUAUCUUUUACAACAUCGCGCCUCCCGUCUUCUAUUCCUGCUUUACCCGAUCUGUCUUCUCCGCCCUCUUCUCCACCCCAGAUAACUCAUAAACGGAAGAAGGUUUCCCCGCUUCAACGUCCCCGAUACUUCGUCGUCCCAGAAAUCGACAAUUCGCACACACUCGAAGACGAAAAUAGGGACGCAGACAUCGUUACUGCGAGCAAGGGCAAUAAAAAGGACACAAAGUUGUCUUCUCGGGCGAAAAGGAAGACAAAAGGUCGGAAGCAGGCUGACAGAGUCGAACCCGACAUCUUGCGCACAAAUCCCCCACGGAUGAGCCAGCUGCAGGAAGAGGAACCGAAAGUUACAUCGAAGAAGAAGGCACUAUCGAAACCCACCUCCGCUGCAAAAUCGAAAUCGAAACCCAAGGCAAAAGGCAAAAGGAAAGCGGUUCUCUCGGAAAGUGAACAUGAGGACGACGGCAACGAUCCUCCUGGUUCAAAGCUCCCUAACCAAAGCAACCAUUUGCCCGAGGACAAAGACUCUCGAGACGACGGUUCCAAGGAUUCUGAAACCAUUGUAAUUCCUGAGGUAACCAAGGCACUACAUCUCCAUACUCUUUGA